Messenger RNA from Magnolia sinica, 2615 nucleotides. Its product is annotated as two-component response regulator-like APRR1. The record is from RefSeq and is a predicted model, not a curated record. The transcript is spliced from 6 exons. Gene Ontology annotation, biological process: cytokinin-activated signaling pathway; phosphorelay signal transduction system. NCBI's taxonomy places the organism in Eukaryota, Viridiplantae, Streptophyta, Magnoliopsida, Magnoliales, Magnoliaceae. Gene Ontology annotation, molecular function: protein binding. Bases 598 to 2226 code for a protein of 542 amino acids.
UAAGAAAAAACGCGUCUUCAUCUUGUCUAGUCGAGAAAUAUACAUAUCAAAAUUAGGGGAGAAAGCAAAAGCGAGGAGAAAGGAUGUUUCCGGUUGAUCUAGCUGUUCCCCUUUCCAACCGGAGAAAAAGAAGAAGAAGAAGAAGAAGUGAAUAGAGAUGGAUGGAUGAGUGUCGAUACAAUUCGUUUAUUGAGGGAGGGGCAGGUGCUAACGUGCGACUUUUUCCAUUCGGAAUUGGAUUGGUUUCUCUCUCCUAUUCGAUCGAUAGGUGGAUAGAUGGAUAGAUGGAAUUAGGGUUUAGAGGAGGGCUCGUUAUAUUUUAUUUAUUUCUUUAUCCAUAGACUUCUCUCUCUCUCUCUCUCUCUCUCUCUCUCCAACUCCAGUUGGAUCUGAAGAUGGAAUCAGAACAGGAGGAAUCAUCCAAUGUCAAAGGAGAGAGUCUAAUGCUUUAGCAAUGUCCUUGGCCUUUGCAGGCCCUUCACUUGACGUUCCUGAUUCCAGCGUUGGUAAUAUGUUGGUGCUGAUGAAAUGGGUGUCUAAGGCUGGUGGAAAUGCAAUGAAAUGAAAUGAUGAUCAACUGGAUUUGACCUAAUCAUUAUGGAAUGUAAUGGCAGCAGUCCCUUGGGAAGAGGAGAUCAUGGGAACAAUCUCCUAGAUCGAAGCAAAGUUAGGAUUCUGCUCUGCGACAAUGAUUGUAAGAGCUUACAAGAAGUUUUGGCUCUUCUCUGCAAGUGCUCCUAUCAAGUAACUCCUGUGAGGACUGCCAGACAGGUGAUCGAUGCACUUAAUGCAGAGGGACCAGAAAUCGACAUCAUACUCGCCGAAAUUGACCUUCCGAUAGCCAAAGGCUUGAAGAUGUUGAAGUACAUCAUGCGGGAUAAAGUGCUGCGGCGGAUUCCCAUCAUCAUCAUGUCUUCUCAGGAUGAGGUUUCAGUAGUCGUCAAGUGCUUGAGGCUUGGAGCAGCUGACUAUCUUGUGAAGCCUUUACGUACUAAUGAGCUGUUGAACUUGUGGACUCACAUGUGGAGAAGAAGGCGCAUGCUUGGACUGGCAGAGAAGAACAUCUUGAGUCGCGACUUUGAUUUGGUAGCAUCUGACCCCAGUGAUGCCAAUACAAACAGCACCACCCUGUUCUCAGACGACACGGAUGAAAAGUCACGUAGGAGCGCACUUCCAGAGGCCAGCAUGUCAAAUCAUCCAGAACACGAGUCUAAUGUCUCUGCUUCUGUGGAUCCUUCACUCUGUAAUUUGUCAGAACUCCAUCGUAAUGUGUUGGUUCUUAGUGACCGAUUGGGAGGAAUUUCAUCAUGCCCAAAGAAGAGUGAACUCAAGGUUGGGGAGUGUUCAGCAUUCUUUACAUAUGUGAAGUCAAGUGUGCCAACAAACAACCAUCCUAGAUUUGGUUGUGUAGAUGAAAAUGUGGCUCCAUCAAAACAGUUAAUCACCAAAGAGAAACUUCCUUUGUCAUGCACGCAAGUAGGUGAUACUGAAGGCCGCAAUAGCAGAGAAGAAUGGGAAAACUACUCUCAUGGAAGUAGUUUCUUGGGCGGUGAGAAUAUUCCCACAUUCAGCACUUUGGAGAGGUCUUCUAGUGCGCCUGUGCCUCUGUACUAUCCACAAGGAUGGAACUUUUCCCAGGAACAACUCUCAACAUCAUGUUUGCAUCCGAGCAAUGAAAGCCAAGUUGAAGUUCCACAUAUUCCAUCUCUCACUCCUUUGCCAUUUUAUUUGCCGGGAAUGAUGAAUCAAGUCAUGAUGCCAUCAUCUGGGCAACUGUAUCAAGGAAGCCUGCAUGAAGCACCAAAGUGCACAACCCCAGCCAUGCUUCCUCAAUAUAAUGCUCUUCCACAGUGUCCUCAUUUACCUAUGAUGACACCCUUUUCUUAUUACCCAGUCAAUGCCAAUUUGCAACCAGGUCAAAUGCAUAGACCUUACCUGUGGCCAUCCAUUGCAAGCUCAUCUUCAGCUGAAGUGAAAUCUGUUCGAGUUGAACGAAGAGAGGCAGCGUUGAUGAAGUUUAGGCAGAAGAGGAAAGACCGAUGUUUUGACAAAAAGAUCAGGUAUGUCAAUCGAAAGCGACUUGCGGAAAGGAGGCCUCGACUUCGAGGGCAAUUUGUGAGACAGGUGAAUGAUGUUGAUGUUGAUCAUAAUGGACUCAUUGCUGAUGAUUCUGAUGAGGAUGAAGAAGAGGGUGAAGAUGAGGAGGAAGAUGCUUUGGAAUUCUGAUCGGAUUUUGGUUGCAUUGGUAUCUUGAUAUAUAAACUGUGAAAGAGCACUUUUCAUAUAUAUUUUAUGCUGUAUAUUUUGGUAGCCGACGGCCAUUUUUGUCUCUGUAGAUACACUGAAUUAUCAUUGUUGCGCAUCCACACCAUCUUGUUCUGCAAUUUAGCACAGAUGAAUGCUAAUUCUGGACACUUUUCCAUUUGUGUAAUCUCAUUAUCUCAGCAAUACGUACAGUUUGAUUUGGGAAGCUUAUUUUUCUUGCUAUUGAAGCUUCCUUCAUUAGCUAUUUUGCAUACGAAAUUGUAGUUGUAUUAUCUAAAGAUAAAAUUACGACUUCUUUUAUGAUUUGAAGAAAACUGCCUCUAAUCGUUUUUUUGGUUGAACUUUUUUUC